CGUCGAACGAACUCCAACGAUUGUCAGAUUCACAUUUAACGGAUAUAUAAACAUAUAGUCAAGCAAUCUAUACUCGAUCAAUACUAAGCAUAAUGCAGUCCAGUUGUGUGAUCGUGCUCGUCUUGGCCAGCGCAGCGUUGGUGGCCGCUCGUCCGGAGCCACCUCGUGACACCUAUAGCGCACCACCGUCCAGCAGCUAUCAGCCAAGUGGACCCAGUGGCGGCUAUGGCGCACCUGCACCACAAUAUGGACCACCGCAGCAGCCGCCAGUGGUGCACAAGCAUGUCUAUGUGCAUGUGCCACCACCAGAGCCAGAGUACCAGGCACCCAGGAAGCCUCUGUAUGUGCCGCCACCACAGAAGCACUACAAGAUUGUCUUUAUCAAGGCACCAUCUCCUCCAGCACCAACUGCUCCGAUAAUCCCACAGUUCCCACAGAACGAGGAGAAGACUUUGGUCUAUGUGCUGGUCAAGAAGCCCGAGGAGCAACCAGACAUUGUCAUUCCAACGCCGGCACCAACGCAACCCAGCAAGCCCGAGGUCUAUUUCAUCCGCUACAAGACCCAGAAGGAGGAGACUGGACCCUAUCCCAACAGCAUUGCUCCUCCUUCGGAAUAUGGUGCGCCUGCCGCGCCUCCAGCUCCAUCCGCGCCCAGCAGCUCCUACGGUGCGCCUUCCCACUAGAUGGAGUCCUCAGCAAGCCCAUAUCAUGGUUUAUCCCAUUGAAAGCUACAUCAUGGUUUUUGUUUAUCUUUUUUUUUGUUUCAUUUCAAGAAAAGAAAAAAAACGACUUAACGUGUGACAAAGUUUACGAUCAACGAACAUCCCCCUUCCAAUCAUUAUUGUUGUUUCUUAUGUAAUUUUUACCUCUAAACAUUCUCCAAUAGGCUGUUUGUUUCAAUUUGUUUGUGUAAUCUUAAGUGUAAUUAUAGUUCUUUAAGCACAUGCGUUAUAUACAUAUACAAAUACGAAUAUAUAUCUCACAUUUUCGACUAUAUAUAGAUAUACUUUUAUAUAUAAUCGCACAUGAUACAUUUAUCGCAAAUGCAUUUCAACUAGGCAAAUACCUAGCGUUAUUUCAGUAAAUUGUUGUUGUUGAGCACAAAGAUAAUGUGUAAUUUGAGAAAAAGCACUAAAAAGAACAAAAAAAAAUGUAAA
This is a messenger RNA of Drosophila innubila, 1157 nucleotides long. It is a transcript of the gene TwdlE, whose product is annotated as proline-rich extensin-like protein EPR1. Bases 93 to 683 code for a protein of 196 amino acids. The record is from RefSeq and is a predicted model, not a curated record. The transcript has 3 exons. NCBI's taxonomy places the organism in Eukaryota, Metazoa, Arthropoda, Insecta, Diptera, Drosophilidae.